AUGGCUGGAGAUGAGAGGAAAGAAAGAGCACACGGUCGAUCCCGGUCGACAUCGCUGAACAGUACACAUACUGGAUCGCAUCUCUCCCGGACAGAAUCGCCGGAAACACAGCGCUCGCGGAGCUUCAGGCUCGCGUCGAUAACGAGGACCAGGUCAAAGUCUCGACCUCGCAGUCCGAAUCUUGACAGGGUGUACUCGGGCAGACAUCUCGAUGAUCAUUCUAUCUACCACAGCGAUGACGAUGCUCGUGUCGAUGAGGAGAGAGAUUCCCCGUUACACAGUGACGAUGAGAAACAAGUAUCGCCCGUGCUCGAAGUGAGAGGAGGAAUUCUGACUGAACGGGAUACUGAUCUCGAAGCGGGGACCCAGAAUGAUGCUGGGCUGGAGAAAUCGCGAUCCGCAAAGUCCGAUCGGCGAGACCCAAAACUGGUGACCUGGGAUGGUCCAGAUGACCCUGAGAACCCCAAGAACUGGCCGGACAAGAAGAAAUGGGCCGCUGUCAUCACGGUUUCUCUCUUCACUUUCAUCUCCCCCGUCUCAUCGUCAAUGGUGGCACCUGCACUGCCAUCCAUUGCCGGCGAAUUUCAGAUCGGGGAUCAAGUCACAUCGCAACUUACCCUUUCUAUUUUCGUACUCGCCUAUGCUGUCGGCCCACUUUUCCUUGGGCCGCUUUCCGAGAUCUAUGGACGAGUCAUCGUUCUGCAGCUGGCGAACUUGUUUUAUCUCGUCUUCAACAUCGCCUGCGGUGUCUCGCAAACCAAAGGCCAGAUGAUUGCUUUUCGAUUUUUAUCUGGAUUGGGUGGUAGUGCUCCUCUGGCUGUGGGUGGAGGUGUUCUUUCUGACUGCUUCAGGCCAGAAGAGCGAGGCAAAAGUGUUGCAAUUUACAGUCUUGCUCCGCUCCUUGGCCCAGCUGUCGGUCCUGUUGUCGGCGGCUUCAUCUCUGAAAAUACUACCUGGCGAUGGGUGUUCUACGCCACCUCCAUCGCAGACGGAGUCAUUCAGUUUGCCGGACUAUUCUUCCUACGCGAGACAUACGCGCCCAAAAUUCUCAAGAGCCGGGCGGAGAAGAUGCGGAAAGAGACAGGAGAUCCCGCAUACCAGACAGAAACCGAGCGACAGAACAAAACUCUUCCCCAGACGAUGCGGACUGCUCUCGUCCGACCAUUCCGCCUGUUAUCCACACAGCCCAUCGUGCAAGUGCUCGCUAUCUACAUGGCCUUCAUCUACGGGACCAUGUAUCUCGUCCUCUCGACCUUCAGCGCCCUCUGGACAACAGUCUACCACGAAUCCACCGGCAUCGGCGGCCUGAACUACAUCUCUCUUGGCCUGGGCUUCUGGCUGGGCUCCCAGAUCUGCGCACCCCUGAACGACCGCAUCUACCGGCACUUCAAAGCGGGCAAUGACAACGUUGGGAAACCCGAGUUCCGCGUCCCAUUGCUGUUCGUGGCCGCCCUCCUGACGCCGGCCGGACUGUUCAUAUACGGCUGGACCGCGCAGGCCCGCUCCCACUGGAUCGCGCCCAACAUUGGCGCCUGCCUCUUCGGCGCGGGUAAUAUCAUUGCGUUCCAGUGUAUCCAGACCUAUCUGGUGGAUACGUACACACGUUUUGCUGCUAGUGCACUCGCCGCAGUGGCAUUUCUACGAUGCCUGUGUGGGUUCGGGUUUCCGCUUUUCGCGCCUUACAUGUAUAACGCACUUCACUAUGGCUGGGGGAAUAGUCUGCUGGCAUUUGUAUCUAUUGUGCUGGGGAUCCCGGCGCCUAUCUUCCUGUGGAAGUAUGGGGAGGCUUUGCGGAAGCGGAGUCCGUAUGCCGCGGGCUGA
This is a messenger RNA of Aspergillus clavatus NRRL 1, 1821 nucleotides long. Its product is annotated as putative MFS multidrug transporter. Gene Ontology annotation, molecular function: transmembrane transporter activity. The coding region runs from base 1 to 1821 and encodes 606 amino acids. Gene Ontology annotation, biological process: transmembrane transport. The record is from RefSeq and is a predicted model, not a curated record. NCBI's taxonomy places the organism in Eukaryota, Fungi, Ascomycota, Eurotiomycetes, Eurotiales, Aspergillaceae. The transcript is spliced from 3 exons.